CCAGGGACACAGCUUAGAAAAAUGCAGGCCUCAUGUGUCACCAAUUGCUGACCCACCGCCUUGAUGACAGCACCCCUGUGCACCUUCCCAGUUCAGUUCCGGCAGCCCUCAAUCAGCGGCCUCUCACAGAUCACCAGAAGCCUGUACAUCAGCAAUGGUGUAGCUGCCAACAACAAGCUCUUGCUGUCCAGCAACCAGAUCACUUCAGUCAUCAAUGUCUCAGUAGAGGUGGUAAAUACCAUCUAUGAGGAUAUCCAGUAUACACAGGUGCCUGUGGCUGACGCACCCAUCUCCAAGCUCUAUGACUUCUUUGACCCCAUUGCCGACCACAUCCACAGUGUGGAAAUGAAGCAGGGCCGUACACUGCUACACUGUGCCGCUGGCGUGAGCCGCUCAGCCACUUUGUGCCUUGCCUACCUCAUGAAGUACCAUGCCAUGUCCCUGCUGGAUGCUCACACAUGGACCAAGUCAUGCCGGCCCAUCAUCCGACCCAAUGCUGGCUUUUGGGAGCAACUCAUCCAUUAUGAGUUCCAGCUGUUUGGCAAGAAUACUAUACACAUGGUCAGCUCCCCAAUGGGAAUGAUCCCUGACAUCUAUGAGAAGGAUGUCCGUUUGAUGAUUCCACUGUAAAUCAUCUCCUAGGCCUCUGCUUUGGGUCCAAGUACAGACCUAUUAUUGAUCCUAUAUCAGGAUCUGAACUUGAAGGAUCUUUGUUGAUACAGGAAUGCACCAGAUGAUACCUUUUAUAAGGGCAAAAAAAAAAAAAAAAAAAAGAAAGUGAUACCACAGCUUUCAACUUUGUAACCUAUAUCUUUAAAGAUUAAACUUGAUUGUUAGAGGUGAAGAUAAAUUUUCUACCCUAUGAGUGGCAGGCCAUGGCUGCUGGCCAGAGGGUGAAAUAAGGCAGGUGGUACACUGGAGAGAGACCAGAGCACCAGUGCCUGGAAUCCUGCUGCCCUUUGCUAGACUGAACAACUCAUAAAUGAGACUGCCACAAUCCUACUUUGUUCCUUCAAACCCCAAACCAGAGCCUUAAGCAUCAUGGCACCCCCUGAACUUUUCACAGUAAGUGCCAACCUACUGGAUAAGUGGCCUUCAAAUAGUGCUCUAGGAACCCUACAGGCCCCAAACAACCCACAUCCAUCAGUGGCCAUACUCUAGUUUUCUAAGAUCAAAUUUACACAGAAGAUAGUUUUCAAACAAACAUUUCAAUAUUAUAAAAUUUUUUAAAAUUUUU
Ictidomys tridecemlineatus (thirteen-lined ground squirrel) is the source of this 1237-nucleotide messenger RNA. The record is from RefSeq and is a predicted model, not a curated record. Lineage: Eukaryota; Metazoa; Chordata; Mammalia; Rodentia; Sciuridae.